Molecule: messenger RNA, 1425 nt
Organism: Pochonia chlamydosporia 170
Lineage: Eukaryota; Fungi; Ascomycota; Sordariomycetes; Hypocreales; Clavicipitaceae
Product: membrane transporter
Exons: 5
Coding region: 1-1425 (474 amino acids)
Source: RefSeq, a predicted model, not a curated record
AUGGCAUCAAAAUUCAGUUUAUACAGGCCAUUUACACAAAACUUCGUAGUAGGAUGCAUCUUAUUAUGCCUACCAGGCAUUUACACCGCGCUCACCGGCCUCGGCGCCGGCGGCGGACAGCCAUCCUCAGCAGACGUAGCUAACAAGACCAAUGCCAUCCUGUACGGCCUAUUCGCCUUAGUCGGCCUCUUUGGCGGCACCAUUCUCAACAUCCUGCGCCCAAAGCUAAGUCUCAUGAUUGGCUCCUUGGGCUAUCCCUGCUAUGUCGGAGGGCUGUGGUACUACGAUCGAACUGGAAAUGCGUGGUUCGCACUCCUCUCAGGCGCGAUACUAGGAUUGACCGCUGGCUUUCUAUGGACUGCUGCUGCAUACGUACAGUUCAGCUAUGCUCAAGAGAAAGACAAGGGAUUGUACAUCAGCAUACAAUGGAUUCUCAAAAGUAUAGGCGCCAUGAUAGGAAGCUCUGUCUCACUUAGCCUCUCCAUCGACCAGAAAAAACCAGUCGGUGUAUCAACACCCGUAUACAUCACCUUUAUCGUCAUCCACUCAAGCGCCAUCUUCAUCGCACUCUUCUUCAUCGUCAACCCUAAGAAAGUCGUUCGGGAGGAUGGAACACAUAUUGCCAUCUUCAAACCCGCCAAGUUCUGGCCUGAGUUAAAGGGCACCGUAGCCGUCAUGUGCGACUACAAGUAUCUCCUCACAGCGCCAGCCCAACUCGUCUGCGAGAUGGCACUCGCCCUCGUGAGCAGCGUAAAUUCCAAAUACUUCAACCUGCGCACACGCUCCGUCAACAACUUCGCCUAUCAAGCCACACAGGUCUUCGUCCCCGCCAUCCUGGUCCUCAUCCUCGACGGCAAAUACGUCCAGUCACGUAGAACAAGAGGUCUCAUCGGCAUCUCAAUAAUGGGCACCAUUGCCGUUGGAGCAAGUACCGGGCUCAUCGGCUGGCUGCGAGUAAACAAGGUCGACUCGCUGACGAAACCAGCUGGAGCAGAUUGGACUGAUCCUCAGUGGCCGGGACUGUUUGCAUGCUACGUUCUCUUUGCGGCGAUUUACUCUGGGUAUCAGAUGUGCACCGAGUACACGCUUUCUGCUACGACGAAUGAUCCUGGGAUAUUGGCACGCGUGGCCGGCAUGUUUAAGUUUUAUUCGGCGCUUGGUAUGAUGAUUUCAUUCAUCAUGGCCGGUGAGGGUGUCAGCUUUUUGGGCCAGGUUACGCUGCAGCUUGUGCUGUACAUCUUGGGUAUUGCUGGGAUUGUCUGGGCUUUGGUUUAUCACGUAAAGGAUAGUCUCUACUUUUCCGAGGACAAUGUUAUUGUGCCUGUCGCAGUGGAGGAGCAGAAGAAGGGUUUGGAGUCAGAAAAUGCGCAUUGCGCAGAGGACGUGUCGCUCGACGAGAUUGACGUACCUGGUCGUAGAUUGUGA